Molecule: messenger RNA, 1021 nt
Organism: Juglans microcarpa x Juglans regia
Lineage: Eukaryota; Viridiplantae; Streptophyta; Magnoliopsida; Fagales; Juglandaceae
Product: gamma-glutamyl peptidase 3-like
Exons: 3
Coding region: 81-830 (249 amino acids)
Cellular component (GO): cytosol
Source: RefSeq, a predicted model, not a curated record
ACUCCCUCUGCAAACUCCAACACCCCAAAUCCUGAAUUUCCUGAACAAAAGAAAAUUCUAAUUAAGUUUCUAGCUAGGAGAUGAAGGUCGACGGAGGAGAGAGGAGAUAUGCCCUUCUUCUAGCUGCAAAGGACUCCGACUAUGUCAAGAAAGUGUAUGGUGGGUACUUCAACGUGUUUGUUGCAGCUUUUGGGGAAGAAGGAGAGAGUUGGGACUUGUACAGGGUCAUAGAGGGGGAGUUCCCUGACAUGAAUGAACUCCGAAACUAUGAUGGAUUUGUGGUAAGUGGCAGCCCUAGUGAUGCUUAUGGGAAUGAUUCCUGGAUCCUCAAGCUUUGCUUGCUUCUGCAAACUUUGGAUGCCAUGCAGAAAAAAGUUUUUGGGAUUUGCUUCGGUCAUCAGGUCUUGUGCAGAGCAUUGGGUGGAAAGGUGGGCAAAGCCUAUACAGGGUGGGAUGUGGGGCUGAGGAAAGUGAGCAUACUGAAGGACUUGGCACCAUGCUGCUUCCUUGAUGACUUGGGUGAAAUCCCAACUUCACUUUCCAUUAUUGAGUGCCACCAAGAUGAGGUUUUUGAGGUUCCUCCGGGAGGUGAAGUGAUUGCUUUCUCAGACAAGACAGGUGUGGAAAUGUUCACUAUUGGAGACCAUAUUUUAGGCAUUCAAGGCCAUCCUGAGUACACCCAAGACAUUCUUCAUAAUCUCAUUGAUCGCCUUCUCAAUAUGGAUGCCUUUGAGAGAGGUUUUGCUGACAAAGUAAGGUUUAUAUUACAAACAGCUGAACCGGAUAGAAAGUACUGGGAAAGAAUAUGCAGGAACUUUCUCAAGGGAUGAUGGUCUCGCCUCCUUUCUGAAGAUCAACUUGGGGGUUCUCAAUUUUCUGUUCUGCUCACUGUUUUUAUCCUGUAAUUUCUUUCUCUGUCGUCUAACCUAACAUGGUUAGCAUAAACAUGUCGUAGCCUGUGUACUUAACCUUUUUUUCCAUAUGUUGAGGAAUCUAUAUAUACCAAUAUAUGAUUUUCAAA